AUGCAGGUGGUGUGGCUCGUUGACGGGCUGCAGGUGUGCACUCGGAGUCACCGGCGUGCAGCCUCCCUGCGGGCAGCUCCUCGGAGGUUCCGUUCGCAGAGCACACCACCGCCCCAAGGCUACAUCCCCAAAACAUCCCUGAGUUCGCCGCCGUGGCCAGAAGUCGUCCUGCCGGACCCCGCCGAGGAGACCAGACACCACGCAGGGACACCCCCGGGCACCUCCCGCGUGCAGCGUAGCAGCGUGUGUGAGGACAGGCGUCUGGGCCGCCGGGCCGCCCGCUGCGAGCUCGUGAGGAGGGUCAACGCGCUGAUCGCCACCGGCCAGCACGGCCGGCUCUUCGCCGUGGUACACUUGGCCAGCCACCAGUGGAAGGUGACCCCCGAGGACCUGAUUUUAAUCGACAACGAGUUAGACGUCGAGUGUGGGGAGAGGAUCCGGUUGGAGAAGGUGCUGCUGGUGGGCGCCGACACCUUCACGCUGCUGGGGAGGCCGCUGCUGGGAAAGGACCUUGUCCGCGUGGAAGCCACAGUCAUCGAAAAGACAGAGUCGUGGCCGAAAGUCAACAUGAAAUUUAAGAAACGGAAGAACUACAGGAAAAAGAAGAUCAUUGUGAACCCACAGACCGUCCUCCGGAUAAACAGCAUCGAGAUCGCCCCGAGUCUGUGCUGA
This is a messenger RNA of Phyllostomus hastatus (greater spear-nosed bat), 672 nucleotides long. RefSeq names its product mitochondrial ribosomal protein L21 (gene MRPL21). The record is from RefSeq and is a predicted model, not a curated record. Gene Ontology annotation, molecular function: structural constituent of ribosome. The transcript is spliced from 8 exons. Lineage: Eukaryota; Metazoa; Chordata; Mammalia; Chiroptera; Phyllostomidae. Gene Ontology annotation, cellular component: mitochondrial large ribosomal subunit; ribosome. Bases 1 to 672 code for a protein of 223 amino acids.